This is a messenger RNA of Ananas comosus (pineapple), 4900 nucleotides long. RefSeq lists its product as uncharacterized. Gene Ontology annotation, molecular function: four-way junction DNA binding; four-way junction helicase activity; ATP binding. The coding region runs from base 117 to 4151 and encodes 1344 amino acids. The record is from RefSeq and is a predicted model, not a curated record. The transcript is spliced from 21 exons. NCBI's taxonomy places the organism in Eukaryota, Viridiplantae, Streptophyta, Magnoliopsida, Poales, Bromeliaceae. Gene Ontology annotation, biological process: interstrand cross-link repair; double-strand break repair via synthesis-dependent strand annealing; replication fork reversal.
UCUCGCGAAUCACUUUACCGCCAAGAAUCCCGUUCGAGGGCUUUCCCCUCCCACUCCUCCCAAACCCUCGCAUUCCCGAGAACAAUCGAGAGAGAUCGAGAGAGGAAGUAGAAGAGAUGAUGGAAGCGCCCUCGUUCGCACUCGACGAUGGCGACGACGAUUUCGAUUGGGAUGCGGCAGUGAGGGAGAUCGACUCCGCGUGCCGAGUCGCGUCGACGUCGACCUCCGAUCGACAAGGUUUCGCCGCGCCUCCCGCAGCGUCGUCGUCGGCUCCCGAGUCUCGCCCUAAACCGGCGAAGAUCAACGGCAAGGCGCGGCAGUUGACUCUCGAGCGAUUUGUGGAUUCGUUCACUAAGCGCAAGAAGAUAGGCGAUGGCCCGUUCGGUUCUCGCAUUUGGGAAAGAGAUGCGCCUGUUGAUCAGGGGAAAGAGGGGAAUCCUGGGGCAGGGGAUGAACCGCCUGCUGUUAGAAUUGAUCUAGAAGCAGCAAAGACAUGGAUUUAUCCAGUUAAUGUACCUCUGCGAGAUUACCAACUGUCUAUUGCUAGGAGUGCGCUGUUUUCAAAUACACUUGUGGCGUUGCCAACCGGACUUGGCAAAACACUUAUUGCAGCUGUUGUGAUGUAUAACUAUUUUAGAUGGUUUCCCGAAGGUAAAAUAGUAUUUGCUGCCCCCUCACGUCCUCUUGUUAUGCAACAGAUUGAGGCAUGCCACAAUAUUGUCGGAAUACCACAGGAAUGGACAAUUGAUAUGACAGGUCAGAUGAGUCCUUCUAAGAGAUCCACAUUUUGGAAGUCCAAAAGAGUUUUCUUUGUUACUCCUCAAGUAUUGGAAAAAGAUAUACAAUCUGGAAUAUGUUUAGUAAGACAACUUGUUUGUUUGGUGAUCGAUGAAGCUCAUCGUGCUUUGGGAAAUUAUUCUUACUGCGUUGCAGUUCGUGAGUUGAUGGCCAUUCCCGUACAGUUAAGGAUUUUAGCAUUGACUGCAACACCAGGAUCAAAACAGCAAACAAUCCAGAAUGUCAUUGACAACUUGUGCAUUUCAACCUUGGAAUAUCGUAAUGAAAGUGAUCAUGAUGUCAGCCCAUAUGUGCACAAUAGGCAACUUGAAGUGAUACAGGUCUCUAUGGGUGAUGAUGCGAUUGCUAUCAAUAAUCUGCUGUUGGAAGUUAUACGGCCUUAUGUGGCUCGAUUAUGUGCCAUUGGGGUACUCCAUAACAGGGACUCUGCAACAUUGAGCCCGUGUGAGUUACUGAAUUCAAGGGAUAAAUUUCGGCAAGCACCUCCAUCAAAUCUUCCUCACACAAAAUAUGGAGAAGUUGAAGGGUGUUUUGGAGUUCUUAUCACCCUUUACCACGUAAGGAAGUUACUUUCUAGCCAUGGUAUCAGGCCAGCAUAUGAAAUGCUUCAAGAAAAGUUGAAACAAGGGUCAUUUUCAAGGCUAAUGUCAAGAAAUGAAACCAUGUGGAAAGCAAAGCUUUUGAUGCAACAAAACUUGUCUGUUGGUGCUCCAAAUCCAAAACUAAUGAAAAUGACAGAAGUUCUGAUUGAUCAUUUCAGAAAAAAAGAUCCCAAGGACUCCAGGGUUAUCAUCUUUUCCAAUUUUAGGGGCAGUGUCAAAGAUAUCAUGAAUUCGUUGGCAAAUGUUGGUGGCGACCUGAUUAAAGCAACUGAGUUCAUUGGUCAAAGUUCAGGUAAAACGUUAAAAGGGCAAACACAGAAGGUGCAACAAGCUGUUUUACAGAAGUUCCGAACUGGCGGGUACAAUGUGAUUGUUGCCACAUCAAUUGGUGAGGAAGGCCUGGAUAUUAUGGAAGUUGAUCUUGUGAUUUGUUUUGAUGCCAAUGUCUCUCCUUUAAGAAUGAUCCAGCGCAUGGGAAGGACAGGAAGGAAGCACGAUGGCCGAGUUGUGGUUCUAGCUUGUGAAGGGUCCGAGCUGAAAGGAUACUUAAAAAAGCAGGCAAGCAGCAAGUCUAUUAGGAAGCAUAUGAAUAAUGGUGGACUCAAGAGCUUUGAUUUCCAUGCUAGUCCUAGAAUGAUUCCACACAUAUGCAAACCAGAGGUUCAGUUUGUUGAACUAUCAAUAGAGCAAUUCAUUCCUCGUGGAAAGAAAGUGAAAACUGAUGCAUCAGAUAAACCACCACUUCUGAAGAACAUUUCAGACACAGAGAAUAAGUUAAUUUCUAAGUACUUCCAUCAUGCAUGGAAACCAUCUCUUAUUGCUUUUCCCAGUUUCCAGACUUUCCCAUGUUGUGUACACAAUGUCCAGCACUCGUUCAGAACAACAGCUAUGUUGAUUGAUGCCAUGCAACAGCUUCAAGGGCUAUCAUUUUCUAAAACUAUGAAUGAUCCUUCUCCAGCUCGAUCACCCGAUCUCCCUGGUGAUAACAAUGUUUGGGAAAAACAGCCUCAGGAGAAAGUUGGUCAGGUUGAAGUAUUCUCUAGAGAGGUUUUGGAAUGUGAAAGUGGCCUUUGUAUGCCUGAUGCUGUGGCUCAGAAGCCUAGUGCUCAUUGUUUUUUAUUCGGUGGAGAUUUUGUGAGCGUGAGUGCCAUAGGCUGUGUUUCCGUUGCAUUUGUACCUUCCCUUCCACUAAAACUAUCUGAAAUCCCAAAGGUCGCAACAGCUGAAAGUGAUAAAGAACUUCAAAGCAACUUGAGGAAAAAGGUUACUUCUUGGAAAGCUGCUGAAGCACACAAUAAUAGGUCAACUACUGAGGUUGAACAAUCUGUAGAAGUUGAAGGCUCAUCAAAAUCAAAGAGCAUGGACAAUGAACAGAAUUUAACAUCAUAUUCACCAGAAUUUUCUGGGCAUAAUGAGCACAGUAAGUUUGUGCUUGAAACACCGGUGUGUAAAGCGAUCACACAUGUUGAGGACAGCACUGGAACACCUGGGAAAGUGGAAAUUAUGGAUCUAGCUUUGGUAGGUGGUGAAUCAAGAAAAAGUAUUGGAGAUAUGGAGCUUAGUCCUAGACUUACUCAUUAUAUAGAAGAAGGUAUUGUUCCUGAGUCUCCCAUGGUAAAAGUUAGCCAUUGUCCACUCAAAGUCAAGAGUAUUAUGAAGUCUGCCAGCCUGCCAUUGGAGAAUAACACGGAUAAACGUGGAAUGCAUCACAUCCAAGAUAGUGUACAUGACACUGAAAGAAAUGUGGAUGUGCUUGUCUCUCCUUUAGAUGGGAAAUUAGAAACUCCUUUGGCAAAUCCAAGGAACAAUAGCUCCAGUGAAGGCUGGCAGUUGAGCUCUGGAGGUGCCUCGCGAUCAGUCCAGCGAGCACCUAAGUUUAAAAGAUUGUGCAAAUAUGGAGAGAAGAUCAAACGGCUCUCUUGCAGGAAUUUGGAGGAAAAAUAUGAUAAGCGUGUACAAAAGAGCCAUCGGUCCACGGUAAAUCAACCGGAGAGUGUCAGAGGUAAAAAGAAAAGCAAAAGAUGUGGGCGUAUGUUCAUUGAAGAGGAAGCUGAGAUAUCUGAGGAUGCAGUAGUUUCAGAAGAUGAAGAAGAUGAAAAUGAGGGUGAAUAUGAGGACAGUUUCAUUGAUGAUAGUACAAAUCCUACUGAAGCAUGUACUCAUGUGGAAAAUAAUAGGAAUGACAUGAUGGCCUUUUAUAGGCGUUCUUUGCUCACCCAGUCGCCCUUAGAAACUCUUCCAAGAUGCCUGGCUGCCUCAUAUGAUUCUGUUUCCUCGAGGAAGUCAGAAAGUGAAAGCUGUUCCUCAGAAAAACAUAAUUCUUCUAUCCAUACUCAGUAUGGCCUACCCUCUACGGCACAUUCCACCGAAAGGAGGGCUCUAACCUCCACUGCCAUGAAUGAGAUUGGUGAAACAAGUAACAACCAAAAAGAUAUCUCAGCUAAACUUGAGAGCAGAAAAAGAAAGUUAAGCUUUCAGCAUGCUGCCUCGAUGCCUGUUACAAACUUCAAGCCACCCUCGGAGUGCCAAUCAGGGAAUGCUGAAGUUAAUGAUAAGUUAUUUUUUGAUGAUGAUUUCUAUUUGAGUAUUGAUCUUGAUGCAGUGGAAGCACAAGCCACUGAAUUACUAAAGGUUAAGUCUGGAGUAUCUGUUGGAGAAACACAAGCAAUGAAUCCCGAUAACUCUAUUGGAAUUAAGAGAGACUUGGGCAUGAGUUGUCCUGGUUCCCCGUCUUUUGAUUUGGGAAUCUGAGUGUCAUAUUUUGAACACCCUUUUUGAUUAUUGAUGAUCAGAGGCUAGUUCCGAUGGUAGUAGUCUGAUGUCCUUGCAAGUGGCAACACAGCUUCGGCUCAUAUGCUUGCCAUAGCAUAAUUCAGUGGGCCUGUUUGAAAAGUUGAUGUGAAAAAUGAAGGAAUUGGGCUUCCGGCGAGAUAUUCAGAUUGCGUGUAAGGGAGCUUGGAAGAUUUGGAUCUCAUGCCAAAUCCUAUCUAUGCUCCGUGCCUCAACAAUGGUGGUGCUUAUUGGUGAUAUAUAAGUUACGCGAGUCGCGGUCUAGAGACCAGAGGUAGUGGUGGAAGAUUGGAUUGGCGCGCACAUCUUUUGUACAAUGGAAAGACAAAUUACAGGAAAGAAUGUGCAGUUUGUAUACAAAGCUUGUAAAGUGUGAAUAGUAACCAGCAUAAAGAAAUCAGUGUUUAAUUUAAUCUACAUGUUGGCCUACGGGCAACAGGCUAUACUCGUCCAAAAAAUAAAAGGGCGUACAGCUGUUAAUAUUUACUCUAUUGGAAGACCCAAGAUAUAUAGUGACCAUGUACGAUGUGCUUGAAGACCAAUGGAAGUAGUAAGCAGGCAUGAAUAAUUUUCUGUGGGUGAGAUGAGUAGAAUUCUAGAAUUGGUUCAUUGACUGGUCGCAUGUUGCACGUGCCAAGUACUAACAUCACAUUUUCUGCUGGGUUUAAUAUAUUACCCUCUUCUCUGGACUCUGGAGUUGAAUUAUUAUA